UUCGCAUAUUCAUUCCUCACUGCAUCAAUCCCAAAAUCCACUCUAAAAUAUCCACCAAAAUUUCCAGAUUUAAAUAAAUUAAUUGCAGUUUUUUUAGCUACUGAUUAAUCUCAAUGCUGGUGUUUAUUCCUCUAACCCCAAUUAGAGAAAGAACGGAAAUUCAGUAGAGCUGUUGUGGUUUCUGCAAGUUAUAUGUCUGGGAUCGUGGGUUGUUUUUCACCCAGACAUAUCAAUGGCGAUGUUAUGUUUAUCUUGUGCAACUCACCCUCCUUGCUUAAGUUGUGGGACCAUCAAAGUGUCCAAGUUAACCGUUGCCGAUAUUUGCAAAUAUGAUAGAAAAAUGGUGCCAAGUUUUGGAAGAAUGGAUUUGGAUCAAAAUUUAGUGUUUGGAGAAGUUGCAAAGAAUGUGAUAAAAGGUUCUAACCACAAUCGUAGAAUACAAGUUCUGUCUGCUUCAAGUCCUCGUGUUAUACAAACCGUCGACAAGUUAGCUACUUAUUUAUUUAGGACACAGAAGGGAGGCCAUGUGAAGGUUAUUAUUACUAGGUUAAAUGAUGGAAAGUAUGGAGCAAAUGUCGAAGUUUCUUCUUUGCAACUUAGUUGUAAAGAUGCUGAUGAUGUGAUUAUGAGUUGGGGCAUAUUCAGAUCCGAUUCAUCAUCAUUGAUGCCCUUGCAAUUGAACGGUUCUGGAAUCUUUGAAACCCCUUUUGUGAAAAGUUCUCUAGACAAGCUCUUUGUUGAACUGGAAUUUGAUGCAAGUUUAGCUCCUUUCUAUGUUUCAUUUUUGUUAAAAACUUCACUUGGUGGCGAAGAAGUAGAAAUCAAAAGCCAUCGACAGACAAAAUUCUGCUUCCCAGUGGGUAUAAAGUCUGGGUAUCCUGCUCCGCUUGGCCUUUCAUAUUCUGCUGACGGUUCCAUCAACUUUUCUCUUUUCUCAAGAACUGCCAAAAGUGUAAGUUUGUGCCUGUUUAAUGACAGCUCGAACAAAAAACCUACUUUAGAGAUUGAUUUAGAUCCUUAUGUUAACCGAUCUGGUGACAUAUGGCAUGUAUUAAUGGAUAGUGAUAGUGCCAUUAACUUUGUGUCUUAUGGCUAUCGAUGUAGUAAUGAUGGUCAAGAAAGGUCUCGUAAUAAUUCCGUUCUAUUAGAUCCGUAUUCCAAAGUUAUAGGGGAGAAUUUUCUUGGGGAAAUCUGCCGGGAACCUGCUUUUGAUUGGAGUGGUGAUGUCAGGCCAAACUUACCAAUCGAGAAACUAAUGGUUUACCGGUUAAAUGUGAUGGAUUUCACUAGUGAUGGAUCAAGCAACUUACCUAACGAAAUUGGAGGGACUUUUUCCGCUGUUACUGACAAGUUACAUCACUUUAAGAAUUUGGGUGUUAAUGCAGUCUUAUUUGAGCCGAUAGUUCCUUUUGAUAAGAAAUUAGGACCAUAUUACCCUUCUCAUUUCUUUUCACCACAGAACUCGUUUGGACCUCCUGGCAGCUCUAUAUCUAAGAUUAAUUCUAUGAAAGAAAUGGUAAAGAGAUUACACGCCAGUGGGAUCGAGAUUUUUCUAGAAGUUGUCUUCACCCAUACUUGUGAGGAUUCAUCACUGAGCAAAAUAGAUAAACCGUCUUAUUAUUCUGACAAGAAUGCCCUGAACUGUGCCCACCCUGUUGCUCAACAACUGAUCCUAGAUAGUCUUCGGCAUUGGGUGAUUGAGUACCAUAUUGAUGGGUUUUGUUUCAUCAAUGCUUCUUCUAUGAUAAAGGGGUUUAAUGGCGAGAAUCUUUCUCGCCCACCUUUAAUUGAAGCCAUCGCUUUUGACCCAAUACUCUCAAAAACCAAACUUGUUGCAGAUUUUUUUGACCCAAUCUGCAGAUCUGCAAUAGAAAUCCAGUUUCCUCAUUGGAAUAAAUGGGCAGAAAUGAACACAAAAUUUUGUAGUGAUACAAGAAAUUAUCUAAGGGGUGAGAGUCUCGUCAGUAAUCUUGCAACCCGACUAUGUGGGAGUGGCGAUAUCUUCUUAAAUGGUCGUGGUCCCGCCUUUUCUUUCAAUUUUGUCACUAAAAACCAUGGAUUCUCUCUUGUAGACUUGGUCAGUUUCAGUAGCACGAACGAGUUUAGUUGGAACUGUGGUGAAGAAGGUGCCACCAAAAAGAAAACAGUUCUUGAGACUAGACUCAAACAGAUUCGUAAUUUUCUUUUCAUUUUAUACAUAUCUUUGGGUGUUCCAGUCCUCAAUAUGGGAGAUGAAUGUGGUCAAUCAUCAGGAGGGAAGGAGCAUGUUAAACACAGUGAUAGAAAGCCAUUCAGUUGGAAAGCCUUACAAACUGGUUUUGCUAUUCAAACAACUCAAUUCAUUUCAUUCUUGAGUGCGUUAAAAAUCAGAAGAAGCGAUCUUCUUCAAAGCAGGGAGUUUUUAAAAGUCGAGAAUAUUGAUUGGCAUGGACCGAACUUAUCUCCACCAGCUUGGGAAGAUCCAACAAACAAAUACUUAGCCAUGAGUUUGAAGGCUGAGCAAGUUGACCAAGAUGAAGAAAACCCGUUGCCAGGCGACAUGUUUGUGGCCUUUAAUGGUGGAGAUGCUCUGGUAACUGCUAUGGUACCCCCACCUCGUCUGGGUAUGGUUUGGGUUCGUUUGGUGGAUACGGCUCUUCCAUAUCCUGGAUUCUUUUCAAUGGCGGGCGAGCUCAUUGUUGAGAAGAUACCUGGAUCACUUACUUAUGAAAUGGCGCCUCAUAGUUAUGUUUUGCUUGAGGCCAGGGCUGUAGAUGGUUGAUGCUCAGUAUAGUGGUAUAUUCUAGUUAUUUUUUGAGCUUUGAUUAUCAUAAAGGAUGUCCUGUUUAUGUUGUAACAAAAAAGAUUACAUUUUUCAUAGUAAAGCACUUAUAAUGUAAAGCAAUGCAGAUAUCAACAGAAUUGAUUUGUUUUGGCGCUA
Messenger RNA from Erigeron canadensis, 2920 nucleotides. RefSeq names its product isoamylase 2, chloroplastic. Gene Ontology annotation, molecular function: isoamylase activity. Gene Ontology annotation, biological process: starch biosynthetic process. NCBI's taxonomy places the organism in Eukaryota, Viridiplantae, Streptophyta, Magnoliopsida, Asterales, Asteraceae. Bases 233 to 2761 code for a protein of 842 amino acids. The transcript is spliced from 2 exons. The record is from RefSeq and is a predicted model, not a curated record.